Molecule: messenger RNA, 2202 nt
Organism: Cavenderia fasciculata
Lineage: Eukaryota; Evosea; Eumycetozoa; Acytosteliales; Cavenderiaceae
Exons: 7
Coding region: 1-2202 (733 amino acids)
Molecular function (GO): protein binding
Source: RefSeq, a predicted model, not a curated record
AUGCCACCAGCAAGUGAUUGUUUCUCCAAUACCAAUACAUUUCUAUUAUUGGUGACAGGUGGUGGAAUAUUACCACCAAUGGUUGUACUCCCAAAAUCGCUCACUCAUCUAACCAUCAAGGGAGACUACGAACCUGUCAAAAUACCUCAAUCUCUCAUCAAAUUAAAGCAGGUGGCCGAUGCAUCAGUCUUUUCCUCGCUUCCUCGCCAUUUAAAAAAGGUGGCUUGGACAAAUGACAAAGAUAGAGAAUUGAUAACCAAAGUAUUCAAGAAUCCUUAUGUGUUGGGAGUGAUUUUAAGAGAAAGAGAUGAUGUCGUUUUAAAGAGUGAAGCAUUUUUAAAAGAUGUAUCACAACCAUUGCAUGUGAUGGCUGCAAGAGGUGAAUUCGAUCAUCUACGGUUUGCGAUCUCUACACUCUCUAAAAUUCAUUUCAGUCUGAUUGAACAGGCCUUGUCGAGGGCUCAGACUGACAUUACUUCAAUCUACCCCAUACUACCAAUCGAUGCUGCAGUCUAUGCUAAUCGUCUUGACAUUGCUAAUUACAUACGUGCAGUGUCAAUCCCAAAAGGUAUUAAAUCCUCUUUACUCGUUUCAAUAGAGGCUACCUAUCAAGCUGGACGACACUUGAAUUUAGAGAUGCUCAAAUUCAUCGUUCAAACAUGUCAAAUUGGAUGGAACACUCAAACCAUGUGUCAUAUCAUUCGCAGUGCAUUAAAAGAUGAAGAUGAAGAUAGAGCAUUAGAAAUGCUACAGUAUCUUCUUCAGAACAAGAUAUCGUUAAACGAUCAAACUAAUUGGGUUUGGUAUGAUGAUCAUACUAGUCCGUUAUAUGUUGCCAUCAACAUGGGUAGAGUAAGACUAGUCAAGUUCUUAUUGGAUCAUGGUCGCAUUACACCUUAUCAAAAAGUAUCGACCAUUCAAUUAAUUGGGACACCUGGAAUCUGUGCAACUCACGUUCACCAUGCCAUUAGGUUGGGAAACCAAGAAAUCAUAGCAUUGGUGUUGGGAGGUACCGACGUCAAAGAUCGCUUGCCAAUCGAUCAUCAUGGGUUCGCAGAGUUGAUUUACUCCUCUGUACACUCUAAUGAUAUGAAUAUUGUCAACAUGGUAUUGGAGACAGCCUGUCCCUUUUACAAUCAAGAUGUUGCUUUGAAAUUCACUCUACCCAAUCCAUUCCUACCAACCAUUGAAUUGUCAGAUAAAGUAUUGUUUGGAAGGAUAAAGACUGUUGAAAACUUGUUGUCACUUGAAAAGGCAAAUAGAUAUUUUAAUCCAAGUGAAUUGGUUAAACGUGGUGACUUGGAGAGAUUAAAGCAAUUGACUCUACCCAAACUAAAAUAUAUGCCAUCACAAAUGUCGAUCGUAUCGACUGUCGACACACCCAUACCAAACGUCGAGAUGAUCAAGUUUCUCGUCACCAACAAACUCAUCCGACCCGAAGGUAGAGCCUUGGAGAUGGAAACAAACCAAAACCAACUAGCCAUCAGAUUAAUGUGGAACAAUACAAUCAAGAGACAUGAAAAUAGUGGUCAACAACAACAACAACAACAACAACAACAGUCAGAUAUGGAUUCAUUAAAUUGUUUAAAAUAUUUUUUUGAAAAGAAAUUAAUUAACAAGGAGCAUUUGGUCAAUGCACUCAUCUAUUGGGAUGGUGAUCAAACCAUAUUCACAGUGAUACCAUCGUAUAUUGACCACAUCAAAAGUCUACAAAAUAAUCUUUCAAAGGUCAUCCAAGCAAAACUCAACAAUACCCAAGACCCACAACUUCCCCGUCUCAAACUGUACCUAGAUGAAAACAAUCGACCACACUUUAAACAUGGUGUCACAUUCCUUAUUGACCAUUGCACAGACAAAAAUUAUCUAGAAAGGGUUCAUUUCAAUGGUCAGUUGCCAAUUGGUCAGAUUUAUGAUCUCAUUUCAUCUACCUAUUUGUCAUUUUUUGAAUUGGUCAAUUCAUUUCCUUACCUUUUCGAAAACAGAAUCAAUUCAACAUCACUACCAUUUGCAAUCUCAUCAAAGCAAUAUGACAGUAUUCUCUACUUUUUCGACACCAUUAAAACAGAAGAAAAGUUUCCUCAAUACUCUGUUCCGAGUGCCAGCCCCACUCCAACUCAUGGUAAAUUCUGGGAGAUUUAUCCAAUUCACGUACUAUUUAAUCGUCACAAUCAACAUUGUCCAGUAACACACACAGUGUGGUAG